Messenger RNA from Anopheles darlingi, 2085 nucleotides. Its product is annotated as glomulin. The coding region runs from base 117 to 2006 and encodes 629 amino acids. The transcript has 2 exons. Gene Ontology annotation, cellular component: cytoplasm. Gene Ontology annotation, molecular function: ubiquitin-protein transferase inhibitor activity. NCBI's taxonomy places the organism in Eukaryota, Metazoa, Arthropoda, Insecta, Diptera, Culicidae. The record is from RefSeq and is a predicted model, not a curated record.
UCGGGGAAUAGAAAAAUCACAUUUUGUACCGCUGCCUAAACCGCCUGGUGUUGCGAAUUGUUGAGCAAUCAUCGUGUUCCGUUUGGGUGCAUCUCGAAGAUAAAAUCUGCGCAGAGAUGGAUAUUUUGGAAACGGUAAUCGGUAAACUGCAGGCUGGCGAGUUCAGUGCUGCAAAAGAGAUCAUCGAAGAUCCGAAAAAUGACGAGGCAAUCAAAAUGCAAUCGAUGGAGCUGGUUUCGCUUAUUGCCGAAAAUCUGACCGAGGAUAACGCUGAAAAUAAGCCGGAACUGUACUCGGCCUCGGAAACGUUGCUCAUUGCGCUAGCCCAGAAAUGUAGCCCGGCGGAAGUGCUGUACGAGAUGAUGGAGAAGAUCCGGAUUGCACAAAACGACGAUGUGCUCACGAGCCUGUUGAAGGUUGUGCAGGCGUCCAUACUUCGUCUUCCGGCCAAGCGAGCCCGCUGCCUCGAUUGGGUCUUCGGUACGAUCAUCGAGUAUCUGGAGCGUAUCACACUGCCUGAGGCGCUGGAUAAAGAUAUGGAUGAUGAAGAGGAAUCUCUGCUCGAAAAUGAUGAAAUCAUCCGGCGGUUCCUCCAACUCUAUCUCACGAUGAUACUGUUCGUCAGUCCAAUCGCAACACGGCUCUCUAAACCAGCAACGCAGGAGUCCUUGUACUACGAUACCAGUUUGACGCAGAAAAAUGCCGUAGUUUGCUUCAUUUUGCGUCUUAUGGGCAAAUUGUUACCUUAUCUGCAUCUUCAGCGAAGCGUUCAGCCGCGUAGAACUCCCGGUCGUCGUCCUUUCUCAGCGGGCAAAAGCUACUCUGUCCAAGUGGCUGAAGAUCUAACGAACGUGCUCCUACUGCUUAUCAACGAUCCAUAUCUACUGCUUUCCUACGGCGAAAAGCGAACACACGGGGAUCGACUGUUGAAGAAAUCAUCCAGCUUCGUAGGCGACCAAUCAGAGCAGGACCGAGAAGAUCUUACCAGCAACGAUGUGUUCAUGAGCAACGAGAAGCAUAUGACCGAGGGGUUAGCGGUUCUGUUCUACCUUUUGUUGGGUGAAGAUUUGCUUCCAACAAGCGCACCGAUCGUGUACGAUCCUCGGUACAUCUUCGAAGCGGGUCUUCAUUAUGUGGUCGAGCUGGUCAGUGGAGUCCGCACGGUAGUGUACUUCAAGGGAAUACGCCUUGCCCAGGCACUGGUACGAAAGUUGAACGGCAUCCAGCUGACUGCUCUUGAGCUAGAAACACCGAUCCAUACCACCUUUUGCGAACGGUACAUCCGAGCUCUGGAACGAUCAAAGAGUGUGCGCAAUCGGGAAGUCGGUGUGCGAGUACUGUCCGAGUACAUUCGCGCGUUUAACGAUGAGGGUCGGUACACGAUUCUGGUGCAUUUGCUGAAAAGCUUCGAGGAUGACACGGUGCGAUCGUUCGCGAUCAACGAGUAUAAAGAUCUCGUAACAGAGCGGCUGAGAGAAGCGACCAUACCUCUACCUCCCUGGUACAGUGGUGAAAUGUUGCGCGAAAUGCUCAUCGGCCGUAUCUGUACCCUGAAGCAUGGCGUUAAAACGGAUCUCCUUGAUCACAACUACAGCAUAACGAGCGCACUGUCGGCCCUAUGGGUGUUGCUGAAGAGCGAUUUAUCCAACAUGAGUCGCGUUUGGGACUGCUUGCCUGUUAUCGAGAAAAAGUUUCUUACCGAGUUGCGCACCGGCCUCGAUUUCAGCCUGGCGCACUACAAGAACGAACUGAAAAACACAGAGGAAGGGUCUGACGAAGGAAAUCAAUCAACCGGCGGCUUGAACGGCGCCGAUAUUUCUAUAAGCACAUUAAAUGGUGAAGCACCACCCCCUGUUAUGUCAAAAGAAACUCGGAUCGAUCUCUCCAAGUGUAUGAUACUGAGGCUGGAAAUGUUAGAAUUCCAUCUCUCGCGCAUUACCAGCGACAUUGAACAGAUCCAGACGCAGAUCCGAAAGAGCGGAUCUUUGCAAACGAUUGAAUCGUAAUAAAGGGCACGAUUCUCUCUCACGCAUCAUUUGUGUUUCAUUCCGGCUCCUUCAACAUCGACUUCCAAGGCCAAUUGAU